AUGCGCGCACUUUCCCCGUGUAUCUCAGCAGAAACCCUCCGGUCAGAGUUUACUUUGCUCGUAGCUGGCUGUCGGGGAGGCAAAACGUCCUUUCUCCGCCUACUACUCGACACCAGCGACAUUUCUCCCAAUGUCGCCAAAGACCAGCUUGCCUCCGUCGCCAAAUUCGUUCAAGGCUGCAGUGGACAUACGUCCAACAUCAGAACUGCAUCAAUUGAUAUCAACCUUGAUGUUGAAGGGAAUGGCGGCAGGCAGUGCUUGGGUCUAACACUCAUCGACACUCCUUCGCUCGACUUCCAAGACGAGGCCACUUCUGAGCGGUUGUUGGCUGAAAACAUUCGUCUUAUUGACAACCGUUUCACAGAAGGUCUUGAGGAUGAGUGGAAAGCCCACAGCGGUGACCGCUACGUUCACCUUUGCAUAUACUUUUUGGAUCCCGACUUGAUUGUGCCACCCCCAGUUCCAGGGCCCCCCGCGCCACCCUUUCUCAGGGCUCGGACCAAUAGCUUUUCUCAACCAGAGCAAGAACCCGUUAUCCUUGAGCCGCCAGUAACCACGAAUCCCCUUCUGUAUCGGCCGACACUACCUGCUGCCGACAUCGCGGCGAUACGUCGCUUGUCCGGGCGAGUAAAUGUACUCCCUGUAAUAGCCAGAGCCGACAUUCUUUCGAAUGACCGUCUGGCUGCCGUAAAGGUUGCUAUCAGACGGGAUUUGGCGGAUGCAGGUAUUGGUUUUGGUAUAUUUGACAUGGAUUCACACUAUUCACAUACUCCCGAUGACUUCCCCGCUACAAAUCGGGCUGAGCCAUCAAAUGGCUACGGCCACCCUAAUGGGACGCCUUCCUCAAACAACAACACACCUCCUACGUCCCCUGUCGCUCCUUCAAUCUUGCGUUUACCAUAUGCGCUCAUCUCACCAGAUAUGUAUUCUCACAGUGAUGGGGUUGCUAGAAUACCUCUAUCGCGCCAUGAACUUACUCAACAGUACACACCCUUUACUCACUACCCUCCACCUUCGAAAUUUCCCCGCGGCAAGUUUAUAAGAAGUUACCGUUGGGGUGUCUUGGAUGUAUUGGAUCCUCUGCACAGCGAUUUCCUAUCCCUGAGGUCUGCCAUUUUCCAUCAUAUGGAGACCCUACAAAAAUAUACCCGGGAGUAUCUUUUUGACAAAUUUCGGACUGACUUUAUGCAAAAUCGCCCUUCCUCGCGUCAUUCAAUUUCACAUCUUUCUCACAUGGGUCCCAUUCCUCAUAGUUCUCGUCCCAUCCUCGCCAUUGACACAGCCCCCCACCCAAAUGUCCACCGGCCUGCAUCUAUGAGCGUUCCCCGCGACAUUCCGCCAGGUGAUCGUGAUCCUCGCACAAGUCCUGUAACACGACCCAUGCCGGAGAACAACACAACCAGCGCAUCGACUAAGGCUGGCGCCCUUCGAACAACUAAACAGCGCACCAAGAAGAUCACCGUUGCCUGCAACUUUUGUAGAUCGAGGAAGCUUAAAUGCGACGGUGGUCGACCUGCGUGCGGACAAUGCUUAAAGCGGAGUAAUCCGUGCGAUUACAUGCCCCAGAACAAACGCCGCGGAACUAUGAGGCAGCGUAACAAAGGCGAGGAAAGCGAGAGCGAGUCAGGCGACGAAAGAUCUGCUGAAGCAGAGGAGCCUUCUCUGUCACCAGAAAUCCCAUCGCAGACAUUAUCACACCGGGGCUCUAAUGUGGAUAAACACCAUUACGAGGAUGCAUUCCCGCCACAACUCCCUCCAAUGUCCACCAUCCAUGAGCGACGCGAAGACCAUCCUCUGGCUUCUUCUUCUAAACAUCAUCAAAUGGGUCGAGAACAGCGUACUUUUUUCCCAGACAACGAAUUGCCGCACAUUGCUACCCUUUCGCUGCCAGACCCUUCUCCAUCAACACCAGUCCCCAUGUCAGCCCCCUCUCUUCCUCCUCUUAGGCCAGCAUCCGAACAGCAAGCUGCUCAAAGAAAACGCGCGGCGACCGUUCCCGGAAAGAGCAAUCGAAAUUCAUCCAGUUCGGGUCCAAAAGUAGUGGCAUGUAAUUUUUGCCGAGCUCGUAAGACAAAAUGUGAUGGGGCCCAUCCCGCCUGCGCAAGUUGUGCUCGUAGGCAACUUCCAUGCAACUACGUUCAUGAUGCUGUUGUUUCUAACGGACCGUCACAAAAGAAAAAUCGGCGUUCUUCAACAGCCAAACCAUCGGCCGAUUCUUCUCGUUCUAUUUCUCCGCCCUCUUCUCGAAUGGUGCCUACUCCAUCAUCAACCAUGUAUGAUGGACAUGAUCACCGGGAGGUUGACACGCAUCUCGACGAUGAAGUUGACCUGAAACGGCCUUUGGAGCAUGUGGACAUGGGUCGUGCUUCGAAGAGAAUGAAGAUGGACAAUUCGCCAGCUGGUAUACCCUAG
Messenger RNA from Laccaria bicolor S238N-H82, 2412 nucleotides. RefSeq names its product GTP binding protein. Gene Ontology annotation, molecular function: zinc ion binding; GTP binding; DNA-binding transcription factor activity, RNA polymerase II-specific. Gene Ontology annotation, biological process: regulation of DNA-templated transcription; cytoskeleton-dependent cytokinesis. Gene Ontology annotation, cellular component: septin ring; septin complex; cytosol. Lineage: Eukaryota; Fungi; Basidiomycota; Agaricomycetes; Agaricales; Hydnangiaceae. The record is from RefSeq and is a predicted model, not a curated record. The transcript has 8 exons. The coding region runs from base 1 to 2412 and encodes 803 amino acids.